ACGUCUCUUCCUUUAUAUGGUCAACUCUGGUUCUCUGCUCCUCGUUCUUUUCAAAAGACAACGUUGCUCUGCUCCCACAAUAUGGCUUCUUCGAUCUCACAAGGUCUCGUGUUCACCACAGCCAUGCUCGUCUCCACCACUGUUCUUUACCUUGCAUUCUCGAGGCAAAAGACUUCCCCGCCAUUCCAAAUUUCCCGAAAUUCAAAUUCUCUCCACUCUAACAAAAAAAUUCUUCGCUCUUGCAUAUACUCAGAGGAGAAGAAACGGGAAAGGAAGAAGAAUAAGAAGAAAGUGAAAUUUGCAGAAAAUGUGAUGGUGAAGGAAGUAGAAAGAGUUAGUAACGAGAAAAACAGAGAAAAACAGGGGAGGCAAAACAGAGUAUCAUUAUCAAGCAACGAGUGCAGAAGUGAAAUUCCGAAAAAACAUGAAAUGCCAGCGAAUCGAAUUGCUCUGUAUAAUGGUAUUUUGAGGGAUCGGGUGCAUAGGAUGUCGUGCUGUCACUAAUCACCCUAUGCUUCUUCAUGUAGAUUCUGUUUUCCAAGUUGGAACAGGGGAUAGAUUUUUCCACUGUAACCUCUUUCAUCUUCCUUUCUUUUUUUAAUUUUUCAAUUUUAAUGUUACAGGCAACGAUCAUUUCUUCAUAAAAUCUGACAUAUAAGGCUAUUAAUAUUUGUACAUAUUUAUAAUUAAGACAGUGUAGUUUUUUUUU
Molecule: messenger RNA, 709 nt
Organism: Glycine soja
Lineage: Eukaryota; Viridiplantae; Streptophyta; Magnoliopsida; Fabales; Fabaceae
Exons: 2
Coding region: 82-504 (140 amino acids)
Source: RefSeq, a predicted model, not a curated record